Papilio xuthus (Asian swallowtail) is the source of this 1151-nucleotide messenger RNA. It is a transcript of the gene Hou, whose product is annotated as GID complex subunit 8 homolog protein Houki. Bases 124 to 819 code for a protein of 231 amino acids. Gene Ontology annotation, molecular function: protein binding. The transcript has 4 exons. Lineage: Eukaryota; Metazoa; Arthropoda; Insecta; Lepidoptera; Papilionidae. The record is from RefSeq and is a predicted model, not a curated record.
GCUUUAAUCUGUAAUCUGUGGACGUUCCUAAUACCACAGAUCGAAAAUUGUAUAUGUUGUGAUAAUUAGCACUCAAGUAAUAAGGAGGAAUUCUUCAUUUCUCAAUAUAAAACUUAAACGAAAAUGAGCUUCGAAAAUUCUACAAAUAAUGGAAAUAAUCAAGAAGAACAUAAACACGGUAAACCAGAGGGUUAUCAAAUAUCGAGGACAGAUAUGAACAUGUUGAUAAUGAAUUAUUUAGUAACAGAAGGUUUUAAGGAAGCAGCUUUAAAGUUUCAACAAGAGGCAGGGCUGCAGGAGCCUGCGCUCUGCAGUUCUUUAGAUGAGCGUAUAAUGAUCAGAGAAGCAGUACAGAAUGGUCGCAUCCCUGAAGCUAUUGCAAUGGUCAAUGCCUUGCAUCCAGAAUUAUUGGACAAUGACAGAUUUCUCUACUUCCAUUUACAGCAACUCCAACUGCUAGAACUGAUACGUGCAGGGCGUGCAGAGGAGGCAUUAGCGUUCGCAAGCGCGACGCUUGCUGAGGCCGGCGCUAAUGACCGUGCUGCGCUCGCCGAGCUAGAACGCUCCCUAGCACUGCUAGCCUUCCCUGAUCCACACUCUUCACCCUUUGCUGACCUACUCUUGCCCGCACAUGGACAAAAGAUAGCUAGUGAACUCAAUGCAGCAAUAUUAAAAAUGGAAAACCAAGAGUACACAAAUCCGAAGCUAUGCAGUCUCUUACGCAUGAUCCUGUGGUCACAGAGUGAGCUUGACAAACACAAUGUCAAGUACCCCAAGAUGACCGACUUAGCCAAUGCAACUAUAGAACAACCAAAGUGAAUGCAUAUGUUAGCUAAUAAAUUACAUUGAUAGGAGUGUUUUAAUUCACUUGACUUCUAUAGACAUUCUAGUAAUGAAAAUAAAAAUAGUAUGCUCAAUUUUAGUUGAUCCAAAAUAUAUGUUCGCCGAAGAAUUAAAUGUAUGGUUGUAUUUUCAAAACUGUUGUAAUAACUAGUGUAAAACUGUGGUCAACUAAACAAGCAACUAUUAUGUGGAGAUUUUACAGAAUGUUCAUCAAAUAUAUCAUUAGUAUUGGAUAUUGUUUUGUUUAUAGAUGUUUCUUUUUUAUAUUAGCGAUAGUUUAGAGGAAAAUGUUUAUUAAGAAAUCUUAA